UGUUGCACUUUGCGGUAAAUAAAAUGUCUGAGAAACUGAGGCAGUGCAGGGAAGACUUAGCAGCAGCUUUGGAUCGAGCCUUGGAGGGCAAUAUUGUUUCUCCUGUGUUCCCUUCAGACUCUGAGUGGCUUGAAUCAGCAAGGUUACUGGAACCAGACCAUGGUGCAUUCAUUGACAAUUCCUUUGCUAGACUGUGCCCAUCUUUCAGUUCUCCCCACUUCACCCAGACAUUUCUUCAAAUGUUGCCCGAGAGAGGACCAUAUUACUGUAUGCCAAAGGAACUUGCCUUGAUGGAUUGCAAUAAUGUUGCAUUUAAAGUAAAGUGGUUAGUUUAUGGAAAUGGGGAAAAUUUUAUCAUGAAUGCCAAUGUUCCAGUACCAUAUGGUCCCCUUAAGAGUGGUUGUGAGAACACAGACAAUAUUACACAAGAAUAUAUCAGUCCCUCACAAGAAACCAACAAUCAUACAUGUCCAGAAACACAGGGAAAUAAUUCAUGUGAAGAACUGACAAAGAAUCUCCUAGAAGUAAUAGAGAGCACCAGUAUUCGAACGCUUGAGGCAUUGGCAGGAAAACUGGAACCUUUGAGUGAAUUCUGUCCGCCCUCUUCUCAAUCUGCUGGAUCUGUGUCUGCAGAAGACACUCUAACCCUUUUCUUUGCAGAUCCACCCUGUAGCCCAAUAAGGAAAGAACCCCACUUAGGGAAAUAUAAACUCUCAGAUGAUGACAACUUGAUUAAUAUUGUCCUGGAUAUGGAGGAGGAUUACAACAUAUUGAAAAAAAUAUAGGUAGAUUGGUCUAUAGUAAAGUGGAAGAACACAAUGCUGAGCACAUCUUGGAAUUGCAGUUGAUUGAUCUGGGUUGAGACAACACACCUGUCUUCCAAAUGGAUAUCUUUACCUGCAUUUUAAGCAAGAGUAUCUAAAGAUCAUGCAAGAUCUAAAGAAAUUCAUGAAGCAGUUGCCUCUAUUUAAGUUUAGACAACUAGAACUGCAUCACAUUUUGAUGAGGAUGUAUAAAAGGAUCUCCAUGCAAUUCUGAAUGUAGUAUACAAUCAAAGAGCUAACCAACCUGAAGUUCAUCUGGUGUUCCUUCAUUACAACCGUGCUUAGAUUUUUGGUGGGUUGCUUAGGUUACUCGAUUACUGUCCAAUAAAUGUUUUGCCCCACAGUUUAUAUGCAGAAUGUUACUGUCAAGUUAAACCCUCACUGACAAUUAACAAAGGUUCUUGUCACAACUUUCCCAGUAGAAUUUAAUAUAUUUGAUUAAUAUAAGAUAAAUUUUUAACAAGUCUGGUAUAACAGUACACCUUCAUGUACUUAAGAUAGCAAUGGUUAAAUAAUAUGUGCAUUAAAGGUCAUGAAAUUCCUGGCAAAGAGAAAAACAAAUGUUAAUUAGUUGUUUAUGCUGAAUUAAUUACUCUGUGUAAUAAACAGUGUUGUUUGAAUAUGUGAAAAGUUUUUUUUUCCUUAACCAUUUGCAAAGUUAAUAUUCUCAUCCUAAGAACAUACAUUCAGCUGAAGACUGUACCAUAGUACAUAUGAUGUAUAAAAUGCAUUGUAGUUAAUUGCUGAAGUUAUUCCAACAGCAGCUUCCAAAAUUAUGAUCUCUACACCCAAGGACAAGGUGAACACAGAUGUGGAAGUGACAACUCCUGCAUCUUUCCUUUACAUAGAAAAGAUAAGGCCCAUAUCCCAUAUGUAAUGCCCUGAUUCAUGUUUUUACUGUUAUGCUGUAUGCCUUUCAUUUUGGCAGUUCUGUAAGAGCAGUCUGUUCUGUUUUCAUGCUUGUUUGGGUUACUGUUGAAGAUGAGAAAGAGGGGAAAUGUAUCCCAUCCAAUUAGGAUGGUCAGAUUAAGGGGAGGUUUCUCUGGUGAGGGACACUAAGGUUGGGCUUGGAAAUUUUGUUUGAGAGGGGAUGAAGAGAGAAGAUGCUGGGGAGAACUAGUCAUAGCAUACCAUCCAGCGGGAGAGACGUUUGUUCGAGAUGAAUCUUGAGUGAUGUUCGGAAGCUGGUGUGUGCUUUCACGUUGACCAAGAGUCCAGUACAUGAGUGAAAGAGAAGUUCAAGAUUGUGCACAUUUGUCUGUUUAAUUAGAAUGGGCAUUUUCUUUUUGUUAUUCUUUACAAUCCCUUUAAGAUUCAUAAAUAUAAUUCCUUUAAUUGUUUGCAGUGUAUUGCCUGUUAUUUCAUGGCAUUAAUUUUUAACAGGGUAGCAAAUGACACAGCAUCCACACAAACCAGGGUUUGGGAUGGGAUUGAGCACACCUCAAUCUCACGAGUUUGGUGGGACUGGAGGUUGUCUUCCCUAGACUUAGGCAGCCAAAGAAAUGAAGGUGUUUCACAUAUAUGUACAGUACUGUGCAAAAGUCUUAGGCAUAAAUAUUUAGUACUUAAGAUAUUUGCACAGUACUUUAUUAAUUUUAUGUGUUGCACUUUACUGCCACUGCAAAAAAAAUUUCAUGACAUGUGAGUGAUG
Molecule: messenger RNA, 2475 nt
Organism: Hypanus sabinus (Atlantic stingray)
Lineage: Eukaryota; Metazoa; Chordata; Chondrichthyes; Myliobatiformes; Dasyatidae
Exons: 4
Coding region: 24-785 (253 amino acids)
Source: RefSeq, a predicted model, not a curated record